AAUACAUUAACGUUCAUUACAUUAACAUGACAUUACGUUUAUAUUUUUAUUUUUAAAUAGACUUGUUACAAUUUUUCUUUUUAUUGUGUGCUUAUUAACCAUUUUAUUCAAGGUAUUUGAUGAAAGUGUUAAAAAAUAUAGAAAUAAACUUAAUAAUAUAUUUUGUUAUUUUAUGUCACAAUUGAAGUGAAUGUUUUGACAGUUUAUUUAAAACAAGUUUUCUAUACUAUGCUUCAAUCUAUCACCGAUAUAAGUAUUCAAAACCAGAGAUUUUUCCAGUAAAAGAGAAUUUUAAUAGUUUAUAAAACCACCUGUCGGUCCAAGAAUUUGGUGAUAUUUUUAAUCAACAUGAGUCUUUCAAAGUUGCCUGUAGAGUUGUCAAUGAAAUAUUUAAUUGUGUUGUAUUCCGAUCCUAUACGAACGAAAUCAAUAUCCAGCUGUGUCAUUGCCUCGCUGGGCAACGUUGUUUCACAGUGUAUCGCAGGUGCUUUCUGCUCAAAAAAUUUCGAUUUUAACAACUUAAGAGCACACGCUUUGUUCGGCCUAAUUUUUGGGGGGACUGUGCCUCAUUAUUUCUUUAAAUUGCUGGAUGACCUAGUGGCACAAAGGUCUAAGUAUGGGGUCAUGAUGAAGCUUCUGAUAGAAAGGCUAAUUUAUGCUCCGUUUUACCACAUUCUUUCGCUUUACAUGCUCGCUAUAUUUCAGGGUAAAAGUCACGACGAAGCUGUGCAAAAUACAAAAAAACAAUUUCUCACUUUGCUUAAAGCGAACUGGAAAUUCAUAACAGUUCUGCAGUUCAUCAACUUAAAAUUUGUUCAUCCAAUGUUUAGAGUUUUAAUACUAAACUUCAUCUGGCUUUUUUGGGGCAUCUAACUUAUAAACAGA
Messenger RNA from Cimex lectularius (bed bug), 885 nucleotides. Its product is annotated as peroxisomal membrane protein 2. NCBI's taxonomy places the organism in Eukaryota, Metazoa, Arthropoda, Insecta, Hemiptera, Cimicidae. The record is from RefSeq and is a predicted model, not a curated record. Gene Ontology annotation, cellular component: cytoplasm; membrane. Bases 349 to 873 code for a protein of 174 amino acids. The transcript has 5 exons.